Hyla sarda is the source of this 8914-nucleotide messenger RNA. RefSeq names its product helicase with zinc finger 2 (gene HELZ2). The coding region runs from base 223 to 8490 and encodes 2755 amino acids. NCBI's taxonomy places the organism in Eukaryota, Metazoa, Chordata, Amphibia, Anura, Hylidae. Gene Ontology annotation, molecular function: RNA nuclease activity; 5'-3' DNA helicase activity; RNA binding. The record is from RefSeq and is a predicted model, not a curated record. The transcript has 20 exons.
CCCACAGCAGAUCACAGAGAGAGACUGCAAUCUACAGGAGGUCAGAUAGACUGCAAAACACUGCCGAUCAUAGAGAGACUAGCAAGCCACAGCAGAUGAGAGAGAGGAGAAAGAGACUGCAACCUUGAGCAACAGACAUGACACUGAGUAAAGAGGGAUAAAAAACUGCAACUGCCAGAGACUACAGGAGAGGUAGAGCACAGACGUCCUGCUGGGGCAGUGAUGGAGCAGUUCGCAGAGCCCCCCCUAAGUCUGGUGAAGCUUUUAGAACAGGUGGAUUUGCGCUUGGCUUGUGCAACCUGCAGCAGAAAGAAGCAAGGAAUUACAUACAUCUACACUCCUGUGAAGCACAGCUGUUCUGCACAGCUUCUCCUUGCAAAAAAUAAAAAUCGUAGUAAUGAGACUGAUUGGUCUGAAGUGAGGCAGUGCCCAUCCUAUCCACUGCCUGCGCGCUAUGCUGUGUGCUGGCACUAUCGACCUGCAAAGGGCUGCAUCAGGCACCAACAGAACUGCACAUUUGCCUGGUCUGAGGAAGAAGUUCUUGUCUGGUCUUUUGAAAGGAAAAACGAUUUUGAAAGACACCAUCUUAGAUCCAUGCUACUCCCAACACCAUUGCCAGCCACUACCUUAAGUGAACCCAAAAAUUGGAAAGAUAUUUUGAGCCUUUUUGGGGGCAAAUUCCAGGACAUUUGCGAGCAAUGCUUUUAUCAGAGCCCACCAAAGGUCACCCUUACUGAUUUAUGCCAAUGCCAUCCUCGCCCAAUGCCGCUUCUUGCUCACAUUAUCAUUGAUGACACCAAGAAGCAAUGCAACAUUAUCAGUCCAUUACCAUCUUUCCACCAUAUCCGCUUGUGCAGCCAACGUUCUCGUGGGCUUUUCUGUAGAACAGAAAAAGGGCAGUGCCCAAAUGCCCACAGCGAAGUGGAGCUUGCAGUUUGGAAAGCAGAGCAAAACUAUGGACUCGCCCGUGGUAAGAUCAAGGAGAACCAGGAGUUGAAUAUGGGCUUUUACUGUCGUCUGUGCCUGGUUACUACCAACACCCAAGAAAGUUUUGAGGUGCAUUGUGCUUCUUUGGAACAUGCUCGCAUGAUGGCAGCUGAUUGCUUGUCGGUAUGGUAUCACCGUGCUCCACCACUAGGCAUGAGUCGAUUUUCUCUCUGUGAAAGCCCUUUGCAGUGUAUAUAUGGUAAUGCAUGCCAGAAAGCUCACAGCCAGGAGGAGUUGCAGGAGUGGAUUCUUAGGGUCAAAGUCACCAGGCGCAAUAAGCAGUUGGUGGAGGAAGAAGGCCUCCAGUCUUACCAAGACCGUCUGGUUCAGGAGUAUCAGCUCUGCAGCAGCGAAAUGGAAGUGCUUUCAGAAGAAGUUGAAGGUGUUAAAAUAUCGUGUAACCAUCCGCUGAAAAUUCAUUCCAAGCAGAAACCUGUACGGAGCGCAUGGGAUUUCACCCUGCAUUCUAAGAUGCCACUCCUCCAUGUUGCCCUGUUGAAGACUGAUCCGGGAGCUGUCUUCUCUUUGGAUGCUAAGGGCCACCAAAAACCGUGCCAUUACGCUGGAGGCCAGUGUUUCCUGGUGAAAGGGUCUCGAACACAAUAUAAGCUGACCGUACAGGUCCAGUGUUCUGUCUUUGGAGUUUUCGAGCAGUGGUUGGCUCUGGAUUUUGGAAUUCGUCCGGUUUUGCUUCAGAAGAUCCUCAUGCAGGUUGGUGGUCAAGAAGAAAAACUAAAGCACCAGGCUGAGGCCUCAGGUCAAGGGGACGGACAAGAGUCAUCCUUAGAACGAUGGAACCCUGGCAAUCUCUUAUGCAUUCCAUGCAAGGAGAGGACGCUAGAAGAGAAGAAUCUCUUGGAAAUGUAUAAACCUCCAUCCAUGAAUCCAUGUUAUGUUCCAACAACCGUUGAGAGGAAGCCGCUGACGGUGGAAAACUACCGCCAAAUGAUGCACGUUAGUCUACUCCAAGAAGAAGCAGCAAGAGAGCAGGUGAUAUCCAGGUUAAACAUGAAGGCUACAGUGACUUUAAGUAAGAUGGUGAAUGCUCAGAAUGAAAUGAAGAUUUCCCAGAAUGGCGAGCUCUUUGCAGAGGUUCCUUUGCCUACAGGGAUGACUCAGGAUACUCAAGAAGGAUAUUUAUUGCAGAGAUCUGUCAUGACCGCUCUUAUUGCCCCCUGCCCUCGGCAGAAUAACAAAGUCUAUGAAGUCCACGUGGACCACACUGCACAGUUAGAGGACAGGAUUUUACUGAGGAUUACAGAGCGAUGCUGCACAGAGCUGUCUUUAGAGCAGAAUACAAGUGCCCAGUUGGAGGUCCAGUUUCAGAUCGAUCGUCUGCCUUUCUGUAUUUACCAUGAAGCAGUUGACCGCCUGUUAAAUGAGAAGUUAUUGCUGCCAGACCUUUCAAAGUGCCGCACACCCGACUACAAGGGACACAUGGCAUGGGGCAACAAGAAACAGCAACUGGCAAUCUCUUACAUUGCUGGAUCAAUGACAGGGAAAGAGCCAGUAGCCCCUCUCCUUAUAUACGGACCAUUUGGUACUGGAAAAACAUCAACAAUGGCCAAAGCCGCUUUGCAGGUGAUCAAACAACCUCACACCAGAGUGCUGAUCUGCACCCACAACAACAGUGCCGCCGACCUUUAUAUCCAGGAACAUUUCCAUCCAUAUGUAGUGUCUGGCCACCCAGAGGCAACUCCCCUGAGAGUGAAAUCUACAUAUAGUCCUACAAACAGAACGCACCAUGUUACACUUCAGUACUGCUCUCUCAGCUCCGAUCAAUCCACCUUUGUUAUCCCCCAGCAAGACCUUCUUAACAAGUACCGCAUUGUUGUGACAACGGCUUUCAUGUCCCGAGAUCUUAAUGUGCCACGGGGUUAUUUCACCCAUAUCCUAAUAGAUGAGGCAGCGCAAAUGAUGGAGAGCGAGGCAUUGAUACCAUUGGCAUUGGCAAACCAUCAUACUCGUGUGGUUAUAGCCGGAGACCACAUGCAGGAGACCCCGCGAUUCUUUAACCAAAGAGCUGGAGAGGAGCACACCCUACUCACCCGCCUGUUCUUUCAUUACCAAGGUGAAGACUGUCCAGGGGCCAAAAGUGGACGUAUCAUCUUCCACCAAAACUACCGCUCUGUCCCUGACAUAAUUUCCUUUGUAUCACGAUGCUUCUAUGUUGGCCGAAACGAUGCUAUUGAGGCUUGUGCUGACAAACCAAUGAGACCUCCACAAGAUAGCCAUGCACUGGGGCUUUACCAUUGUCAAGGCCCAUGUUCUCUUGAAGGGAAUUCGUGGGUUAAUCAAUCGGAAAUGUUGCAAGUGGUUGAGGUUGUCAGAGACAUUGUCGACCGGUGGCCAGAGCAGUGGGGAAAAGUGAACAGAAGUAAAAUUUGUGUGGUGUCCCAUGGAAGUCAGGUGAAGCUGAUACGUCAGGAGCUACGUAAAUUAAGGCUGUCAGAUGUCACAGUUACAAACUAUGACAACAUUAUUGGUUGCGAGUACUUUGCCAUCAUUCUCAGCACUGUUCGGUCUGUGGACAGUCUUCCUGUUCAUCCUCCACCUACUUCCACCUUCAGCUUAGACUUCUUCUGUGAUCCCCGAGUACUGAACACAAUCCUGACACGUGCUCGUGCCCAGGUCAUAGUAGUUGGAGAUGUGGCAGCCUUGUGUUCUUUUGGAGGCUGCAGCCGUAUCUGGAGAAACUACCUGCGGGAAUGUGUGGAGGCAGGAAGUGCUGCACCGGCAGACCUUAAUGUGGAGAACAUAAAACAAGUUGUGUGCCAACUGCAGGCCUGGAGGCAACAGGAAGUGGGGGAAGAGGCUGAUGAGGACAGUGACUCUUGGGAAUCUGACAUAGACAUUAAUUCUGAAGAUGCCAUCCUUCAAGAAUUGCUGGAUAGCAAUAAGGAGACCUUAGUGAGUGUAACAGAGGAGGGAAUUCUGGAAGUGGAGCCAAAACCCAAUACAAAACAUAAUAGAGAGAGAUAUACUAACUUUGCUUCGCAUACCCUAGAGCAGUAUCUCCUGUUACAGCCGAAUGCCUACAAAAAGUGUCUUCUAAUCAAGGAAAACUUUGACCGUGGAUAUGCCGUCACCCUUGAAAGUCCACCCCGACGCAUCUCUGUGAAUGGACGCCUCAACUGUGGUUUAGGAUUUAGUGGUGAUAAAGUUGUCAUUCAGUUGUUAUCACACACCAAUAAUGAAGGUGGAAAAGUGGUCGGGGUCUUAGAGGCAGGAGACAAAAAUCGACGUUUCAUAUGUGUCAUGGACCCUAGGGAUCCUAGCAUUAUGAUUCCCAUUGACAGAACAGUCACUAAGAUUUUUUGUCCAAGAUUUAAAGACAAACCGAACUACAUCCCAAUCCGUAAAUUCAAAGGUCGACAGAUCAUUACAGAACGUUUGGAGAAGCUGGACAAGGAAAAGAGACAGGACGGAUUGUUCCUGGUGGAGGUGAUCUGCUGGCGGGAGGGCUUCUACUACCCCCUGGGCAUUGUAACUCGUAUUAUACCUUCCACGCUAGGUUUAAAACAAGGACUUGACAUCUUAAAUCUGGAAUAUGGUAUCGAAAAUGACAACAGUUAUCCUAUGGAGGUCAUGGAAGAGAUAAAAAAAAUGUCGAAGCCCACCAUAGACAAAGACAGAAAGGACUGCAGAGACGUGCUUACCUUCACUGUUGAUCCCGCACAUGCCAAAGACUUGGAUGAUGCCAUCUCAGUAAAAGACCAAGGUGACUGCUAUGAGAUUGGUGUCCAUAUCACUGACUUGGCAGCUGUGAUUCCUCAAGGAGGAGCCUUAGACAAGGAAGCAAGAAGACGAGGUGUCACCUUCUACUCAGCCAUACAUGACGCUGUCCAUAUGCUGCCACAUAAAUUAUGUUCAGAUCUUUGCAGCCUGAAGCCAAAAUGUGAUCGCCUGGCAAUAUCCCUCUUUGUGAAAGUAAGGAAGGACACGGACGAUAUGGUGGAUGGCUAUUUUUGUCCCACUGUCAUCUGCUCUAGGCGCCAGUUAUCCUACGAAGAGGCCAAUUCCAUUCUGCAAGCAAAGAGAGGAGAUCCUACAACAGUUGACACAGUGGAAGGGUGUUUAUGCAUUGUGGAACACUUUGCAGAAGUCCAUCGGAGGUUCCGUUUGGAGAAAGCUUCCAACUACAAGCAGCCUGAUGAAGAUUAUCCUCCAGGAUCUCGUAAAGCUCAAGGCGUGAUUGAGGAAUUGAUGAUCAUGUACAACAGCUGGGCGGCAGACUAUUUAACCAGUAAUGACAAGUUAAUGAAUCUUGUCCCAGUACGAUGCCAGAAUGGGCCAAGCUUUCCCAAGAUUGAAGAGCUGAGGACAAAGUUUCAGCACCUUUUUCCAUUUUCUGCCUAUCUUUCGCAUCAUCUGCUGGAAGUUCCCGAAUUACUGAACCCCUCAUCUGAUCAUAAAGUGAACAUGCUGACCUCAGUUUGGAAACAGCUGCAGGAUGCAGCAGAAAAGCAUGACCAUGCCAGGAUCACUGACCUUGUAGCCACAGAAGACCUGCACCCACAGCUCUGCUAUGCCGUUCGAGUGUUUCGAAGCCAACUGGGUCGUUCAUUCUUCAGCCGGGCUGCCUCACCCAAUGCCAAUGGACAUUACUCUCUCCAGCUUUGUGCCUAUACCUGGGCUUCAUCGCCCCUUCGACGGUACAUAGACAUUGUGGUUCAGAGAUUGUUCCAAAAGGAUCUUAAAAGGGUGCCAAUGUCACUCCUUUCCCCUGAAGAGAUGGACUUAGUCUGCCUUAACUUUGAUAUGAGGGUAAAGAAAGAGUCAGCCUAUGAGAAGAGAGGACGUGCACUCAAAUUGGCAGUAUCCCUCCAUGAGGAAGUGCAGCAAAAGCAGGCAGUGAUUGUAAAUGCAGAUGCCAGAAAUAAAGGCAUUAAAGUAGUUUUCCCUCUUAAUGGAGACUCCUUGUCGAGUUUAAUGUCUUUAGACUAUAGCAUUUUGCAGCCUGUGGAUCAACCAGCACCUACUGAAAAUGGCUGCAGUUUGUCUUGGAAACGCCGAGUGUAUUCCUACAAUACCUACCGAGAAAAUCCUCUCAAGAACAAAAUACGAAGGGACAUAAUCUCCUUUAAUCCGAAAGCUUGGCAUGAAGCAGUUACAGCGAUAAGUCAGGGUGAGCCAAAGAUGGCAAUAAUUGCCUUAAGUGAAGGUAUUGAACCCUUUGACCCCAUGAGCUUUGUAGACCACAGUCCCUGUGGUCACUACAUGGAAUUAACACUUAAUCUGCACCCUGGCGACUGCCUUCCUGUCCAGCUGUGCAGUGUUCUUGAGCGUGGUUUACCAAUGCCCUGUCCUCAGGUCUGCUCUCCAGCACCAGGUAUAGAGCUUUGCCUGGAACAUACAGCUCGACCUGUUGACUGCUUCUCCAGUCUGGCCAACCGUGCCCCUUUAAAACGCUACCGAAACAUUCAAGAAUAUCAGUCAGUGUGGUUGCCCCUUUGGGGCAUGGAAUCAGUGGCAUCAGCCGUGGCUGAAGGUGGAGGUAUACUCCUCAGAGACGUCCCUGUGAGGUGGAAGACCAAAGGCGACAGUAAGCAAGGGGUGGGGUUGGAAGGAUCCUUCAAACUGUCUUCCCUUUUAAUUGAAAAAUGUGAUCUUGAUAUGGACUUUCGCAACUGCUACCUGUGCAUUCGAAAGGAAGAUCUGCAGAGGGGCAGCACCUCAGACCCCUCGGCAUGUGACAGCUACACCUGGGUGGCACAUGGCCUGACCAAAGCUAAGAAUAAAGUGUCCAGAGAGGAUGGUGGCAGAGUCGCCUUUUACAUACACCAGGCUACCAUGAAGAAUGUUCCUGAAGCAGUUGUCGAAACCCAAGCAACAUUCACUGUGGAGAUCAUCCCAAAACUGCUACCAGAUAUACGGAAAGAAGAGGCUGUGAAUCAACUGAAUGGCGCCUCAGAACUGGCGAAAAGUAUUGUCCUGGGCAAGCAGGUUCCUGAUAAAGAUUUGAACAUUAAGUUUAAGGCACAGAGGUCCUUUACCGUCCCAGAACUUUCCCGAGGCCUAAAUGAGAGUCAGACAGAAGCCAUAAGCAAAGCCUUGACACAGCCCUUCACUCUAAUACAGGGACCCCCUGGUACUGGGAAAACUGUAGUUGGCGCUCACCUGGUUUAUUGGUUCAGUGAAGUGAAUAAAGAUCUUGAGCUAAUGACAAAAGAUGAAGAAAAAGAAGAGGAGGAAACGAGCGGCAGGCGGGUGCUCAUGUAUUGUGGCCCCUCAAAUAAGUCCGUGGAUGUCAUAGCUGAAAAGCUCCUCCCCCUUCGUGGCAAGCUUCGCCUGUUGCGUGUAUAUAGUGAGCAAAUGGAACUGUCUGAAUUUCCAUACCCAGGCAGCAACCUUAGACUAUCUGGAUACCUCAGGGAGGGUAAACCACUGGAAGGUCUUAGACCGAUCACCCUUCAUCACCUGAUCCGGCAGCCCACCAACUCUUUUUCCAUGAAGAUCAGAAAUAUGGAUGCGCGGAUUCAGAGAAGGGAGGAGAUAUCUCUGGAAGAUGUGGCUAAUUAUAAAAAGCUACUGUCCGAUGCUCGGAAACUGGAGCUUGGGCGCCAUGACAUCAUUCUGUGUACCUGCGUGACCUCAUCCAGCAAAGUCCUGACAGAUUUGCCAGUUUCCCAGGUUAUCAUAGAUGAGAGCGGGAUGUGCACUGAGCCAGAGACGCUGGUUCCCAUUGUCAACCACAAGAAGGUGCAAUCAGUAGUUCUGAUCGGUGAUCAUCGCCAGCUGCGCCCUGUGGUCAUCAAUGAUUUAUGCCGCAUUCUGAAAGUUGAUCAUUCUCUGUUUGAAAGAUACCAGGAGCGGGCGCUGUUGCUGAACACACAGUACCGCAUGCACUCUGACAUCUGUACAUUUCCAUCCAAUGAGUUCUAUGAGGGUCGCUUGCUGACCUCACCCUCACUCAACUUGCAGCCCAGUCUCUUCUCCUACCAAAAUCACUGCUGCCCUCUACUGUUUGGGAAGGUGGAUGGAGAGGAACAGAGCCUGGUCGUGACCAGUGAAGAGGGAAAUAUUAACUCUAAAGCGAACAGUAGAGAGGCAGAGCAGGCGGUGCGUCUGGCAAACCUUCUGGUCAGUCGGUCGGUUGCACCUAGAGAUAUCGCAAUCCUGACCCCUUACAAUGCCCAAGUGGCAGAGGUCACCAAGAGACUACACAAUCUGGGAUUGAACGAGGUCACCGCCUGCACCAUCAUGAAGAGCCAAGGGAGUGAAUGGCGAUAUGUCAUCUUUUCCACUGUACGAUCAUCUUCUGCUGAGGGACUGGACUCCCGACCUACGUACAGUUGGCUGCGGCAACAUCUUGGUUUUCUUUCAGAUCCAAACCAGAUUAAUGUGGCACUUACACGGGCCAAGGAAGGACUGUGUGUACUAGGAAACCCUCUUCUAUUAAGAUGUUGUCCUCUCUGGGAACGACUCCUGCAGCACUACAUGCAGAACGGAGUAUUUAUUGAUGUGACCAAUAUCAAUGUCCUUUAUCCACGACGUCGCUGAAUGGUUGAAGACACAAUCACCAGCCAGGAUGCUUCACUUUAGGAAUUACCUCAAUUCUUAACAUUUUACUCAGGAAUAGUGGAACAUUCCAUUGUAGCCCGCAGACGGGUGUAAUUCAUUCUUGCACUUUAAAAAAAUUGUGCUGUGACCAGCGAGUCAUCUUACGUUUUCCAAAAUUUUUAUCCACGUGUAGAUCAUUCCGUCAUCUGGUGUUCACCAGUGUUACACCAGCAUUACUAGCAUUAGAUUGCUAGACCCUCAGGUGAACCCUACUGGCACUGACAUGUAUCCUUACCUCAUUUUAAUAUUAUAGAUGCAUUCCUUUAUACAGAUAUUGUCCCUUUUGUAAAGCUACAUCUGCAGUGAGAUUUUAAUGUGGGCAGUGUUUUAUUUUUUUUUUUUUUAUAUAUAUAUCUUUUAAAAA